AAAUAAGCUCCACCUUCCUCCUUCGGCUCUUCCGGAUAAGGCCAUAACAGCACGCUUUAUUUAUUGUGGACUCUAUUUUUAUUUAUUUCGGGCUAACUAUGGGCCGUAUUUUAUAAUAGUGACACUAUACCGCGCACAGUUGUCAGAUUAAUUUAGCUCGAAGUCUUUCUUUGAACGAACUUAACAGCAGGAUCUAGUCAUGGAGGAGAUGGAGGCACCAGAGGAGCUACUGGCAAAGCAGCACCGCAAGGAGAAGAAGGACCUGCAGGCUAAAAUCCAGAGCAUGAAAAAUGCAGUCCCCAAAAAUGACAAGAAAAGAAGGAAACAGCUGACAGAGGAGAUCGCCAAGCUGGAGGCUGACCUCAGUCAGAAACACGAAGAGGAAUUAAAGCAGGCGAAAUCUACAACAGACACAAAGGUGGCAGAGGUGAUAAAUGGAGUGGAGAAUGUUAAGGUGGAAGACUGUGAGGAAGACGAGGUCAAACAUCCACGAGUAACCAAGGCCCAGAAGAGAAGGGACAAGAAGGCUGCCCAGGAGAAGGAGAGAGAGAGCAGGAUAGCAGAAGCCGAGGUACAGAACUUGCAGGGUGUGAGGCACCAGGAAAGUUUGAAGCUGGCUCAGAAACUCGCACAGCAAAAGCUUCAGAUCAAGGAGAUCUCCUCUGACGGCCACUGCAUGUACCGUGCCAUUGAAGAUCAGCUGGCACAGCGAUCAAAGCCCGUGUUAACCAUGAGUGUGAAGGAACUCCGGUCCCGCACUGCUGAGCACAUGAGAAGUCAUGCUGAUGACUUCCUGCCUUUCCUCACCAAUCCAAGCACUGGAGACAUGUACACAAGAGAUGAGUUUGAGAAAUACUGCAAUGAUGUGGAGCACACAGCAGCUUGGGGUGGACAACUGGAACUACAAGCUUUGACCAAAGUUCUUCAUUUGCCAAUAGAGGUGAUCCAGGCUGACUCCCCAAACAUAAAAAUUGGGGAGGAUUAUGAUGGUGAACCCAUCACUCUAGUCUACAUGCGCCAUGCCUAUGGUCUAGGAGAGCACUACAACACUGUGGAGCGGCUAAAGGACCCAGCCAAUGUGGAGGACAGCUGAGACACAACAACACAAACCAGUGUGUUUAAUGCAGAGAGUAUUUAAACCUCUAACACAAUGGACCCUUAAGGGUGACCCCCAUAUCUGAGACACUGUUAAGCUAAGUUUAACAGAGGAUGUUGCUGUUUUCAGAAUGGGUCAAAUGCAGAGUGCUACUUUUCUGAAUGAGCGACAGAGUGACGUCCAAUAGAAUUCCUCACUUCUGAAAACAGCAUCAUUGAGCUAAUGAAAAAGACAGGAAACUGAUGUGUUAAUGAUUUUACAUUAGACACCCUUGGGCUGUCCUGGUGACCUCCACGGCACCUCUGUAGCCCAUUUUAGGACAUUUGUGUGUAAUAUAUACUUUUUAAACGACUACACUUGGGCAGGAAACGACAUGCCAGACGACCUGACAUGUCAGCAGUGUCACUGAGUGGUUGUUAAACGUUCGCAGUGUUCUUGGAAUAAAUUGAGCUGCAUUAUAAAUCAUAUCAAUGUUACAUAAAUGAAUUAAAUAUUAA
This is a messenger RNA of Mugil cephalus (flathead mullet), 1593 nucleotides long. RefSeq names its product OTU deubiquitinase 6B (gene otud6b). The record is from RefSeq and is a predicted model, not a curated record. Gene Ontology annotation, molecular function: cysteine-type deubiquitinase activity. Gene Ontology annotation, biological process: protein deubiquitination. NCBI's taxonomy places the organism in Eukaryota, Metazoa, Chordata, Actinopteri, Mugiliformes, Mugilidae. Bases 200 to 1093 code for a protein of 297 amino acids. The transcript has 8 exons.